Paramuricea clavata is the source of this 519-nucleotide messenger RNA. The record is from the annotation of a GenBank genome assembly. NCBI's taxonomy places the organism in Eukaryota, Metazoa, Cnidaria, Anthozoa, Malacalcyonacea, Plexauridae.
AUGCAUACUCCUUGGGGACGAUACCGUUGGACUCGCCUACCCUUUGGCAUCAGCUCCGCACCUGAGGAAUUCCAGCGGCGCAUCCAUGAUGUUCUUUGUGGCCUAGAUGGAAUCAUCAACAUUGCUGAUGACAUCAUUGUGAGUCGUGGUGAUUCUCUGCAGGCGGCCACUCGUGAUCAUGACCAAAGCCUACUCAAAUUGUUAAAGCGCUUAACUUCGCACAACCUCACACUCAACCCAGACAAAAUCACGUUUAAAUCACACACAGCACCAUUUAUGGGCCACAUACUUACCCCUGAUGGUCUCAAACCCAGUGCAGAGGUUGCCAAAGCAGUUCAUGAAAUGCCCAAACCUGAAGACAAGGCCGCAACUCGCCAUUUCCUGGGCACCAUCACCUACCUGUUCAAGUUUCGCCCCAACCUCAGCGAGAUAGUCCGUCCACUUCCGGACCUCACUCACAUCAAACAAGAAUUUAUCUGGGCAGACCAACACUCUGAAGGAUUUACAAAGGCUAAAUAA